AUGGUACGCCGGGCCGCUUCGAUCGUGCACACGAAGGACACUUACUAUGUCCAGUUUUCUUUCGACGGUCACCCCGAUGUGGACGACCAACUCCGCGAAAUGGUCCACCACUGGCAUUUGAAGCCGGCCUCCACGCAAUUUUCCCAGUAUGGCGCGUGGACAAGGUACUUUACCUUGCGAUUCCCCCGUACCUUGAUCAAGCCACAAGAGCCGCUCCGCCCGUCUGUCCCCGGACAGCAUAUCCUUGACGCGGUGCCGGGCGGGCGUGGAAAUGACGAGCGAGCGGCCGCCGGUCAAGCGCUGGCUGGGCGGCCCCCGACUAGUGUCGACUGGGACGGAGGGAUUGUGUACUCGCGCACGAAGUCCGGCACGAAGUACCCUGACUUCCUCAUCAGUUCGUACUACGGCCUCAAAGAGCCAGGGGGUCAGGAGCUGGAGCGGGAGGUGCCACGCCUCGUUGUUGAAGUCGGGUCGCUGCGUCCCGACGAGGUGAUUCCGACAAUCGACGACCGGAUCGCUAUAUUGAAACAGCUGCAAUCGUACAUGGCGCGAGUCGUCGCUCAUGUGGACCUCAGGAAGCAUGAGCUGCCGUGGGGGCUAGCGAUCAUCGGGACUUACGCAGCGUGGUUGCGCCCUAGCCGCCGCAACGCCCAAUGCGCAUGGGAGUACAUUGGCGGCUUUCACUCCGGUCGCGGAUACUGGACGAGCAUCUACGGGCUCGAAUUCCGAAAGUAUAUCGAUGAGCGGGCGGACAAGUGCCGUCUCGACUCCAUUGCCUACGCCCGUGCGUACCGGGAGAAGCUCGAUAACCUCCAGAACGCGCCGCCGGAAGUCAUCCUCCCAGCGUAG
This is a messenger RNA of Fomitopsis serialis, 849 nucleotides long. RefSeq lists its product as uncharacterized. Lineage: Eukaryota; Fungi; Basidiomycota; Agaricomycetes; Polyporales; Fomitopsidaceae. The coding region runs from base 1 to 849 and encodes 282 amino acids. The record is from RefSeq and is a predicted model, not a curated record. The transcript is spliced from 2 exons.